AUGUGGAACCUUUUCGUCUUCGGCCCUGAGGCGAAAGCCAAGCGCAUUUUCGGCGCAGACAAGGCCUCGAUUGGAUCAGAAGCGGCUCGCUACUGCUCCUUCCGUAUGCUGCCCAAGCCCGCGAUCAGCUUCCGGACGCUGCACUCCAAAGGCCUCUUUGGUCAGAUCGAGCUGGGCACGGAGGAGUUCAACACGCGCUUCAGAGACGCGGGCACUGGUAUUCUUCGUCGAGAGUGCCAGGACUGUGCUGAUAGCCAUAAGAAGAUCUACAUGAGGCGGAAAACGGGCCUGGAUACCUGGGAUGCUUACGGCGGGGUGGUGGCCGCCUGGUCCGGGGAAGGACUCCACACUGACUUCGACCUGUACUCCACGCUGCAGGAUGCUUUGGACGAUCGCAAUGCGUGGCCCCGCUGCGAUGGCCUCGAGAAGGAGGUCGGGUUUCCUGGCAACUGCGCACCGGGCGAGGCGCCCUCUGAGCCACAGUGGACAUCGUCGGCACCAGGAGAGGGGCGCCAGAACUACAAGUAUGCUGCAUACCAGGUCGGGGAGCGAAAUGUGAUGAACUUCGCUAUCCACGGAGAUGGCCUGUGCAGUGGCGUGCCAUUGCGAUCCGUUCUUGGUGUGGAGUCGGCCGAGGCCUGCCAGGAACUCUGUGCCGAAGAAGAGGAUUGCGUCUAUGUUAGCCAUGGCGACCCGACAACUUUGUCUUGUUUGCAGUUUGGUGGGGCCGCCUGCGCUUCGCUCCAGUUUCCGGCCUGCGAGGCGCUGAGCUGCGGCUUCCAGACCUUCGCCAAGCAGCGCGACGAUCGCGUCAACUGUGAGUUGGUGCUGAACGAUGAGAUUGACUCGGUCUUCUAUGGCGUCGACGUGACGGAUCUGCUUGCCGAAGCUGUCAGCGGGUCCGCUUCCAGACGACUGGGUGUCGUUGCGAAGCCAGGUGAGUACCUCAUCGUGACGGGUCACAGCCAGUCGGGAGACAUGAAGUUCCGAGGGGGCUUUUGGGCCGACUGCGGGGCAGCGUUGCCCCCUCGUCGCCUUGACGACCUUUGGGACUCCUUCUGCUCCGACACGCCGAUUGACGAAGUGCACCGACGAGGCGAAGGGUCCGGCUGGAGGCCUCCAAUGGUCAGGAGCACGGGACAGGCGGCGUAUCCCAAAACUUUGGGAGACGAUGGGAUGAAGUACUGUGCUUUCCGCGCAGUUCCUGCCCGGAUCUAUCCGAUUUGGACCAGCGCUUGGUGCAAGAGUUCAACGAUCUUCGACAACUGGCCCGGGCGAGCAAGCGAGUUUGAAACAGCUUUCGCCUGCAGCUCGGCCUGUUCUCUCGAUGAGAGGUGCAAAUUCUUCGGUUACGGCCAGGACUCGCGGGCCUCGUUCCCUCGCUGCGCCUUCUUCGAGACCUGCCGCGAUCGACGCCCCUAUCCGCAGGGUGACAUCCACGUCUACAAGGCGGAGGAGGUUCGCACUGAGCUGACUUGCAGCUUCAAGCCAAAUGCAGCGGGCAGCCAGGGCAUCUUCUAUGGGGCGUACAUUCCGCAUGCCGACAGCGUUCACAUCACUGUCAGGCCAGGAUCGUACCUCGUCUUCUUUGGUCCAAACCUCGGUCGUGGCUUUUGGGCUGACUGUGGAUCCCUGGCGCCACGGAGUACCAUGCAGGACGCUUGGGAAAGCUUCUGUGACACGAGCCUGGACACCGUGCACAAGAUGGGCUCAGGCACCGGAUGGCGGACCCCGCGCCUCUCAGAGGAGGACGAGCUCAUCGGCUACGACGGCCUGGAGCACUGUGCUUUCCGACUCAAUCCACAUGCCCUGCAAUUGGCGCCGAAGGUUGCCGCGCAGCCGCCCGAGCCGGGCUACAAGAAGGCUCUGGCCACUGGCAAGCGGUGGCUGCGGGGGCCGGCAGGGGAGGAAAGCGAUGCCCCGGGCGGAGAAGGCACAUACCUCUCUGGUGAGUACGAAGUGCAGAUGAACCGGUCGCUGGGAGACUGCCAAGCCCUGUGUAGCGAUCGCGAUUGGUGCUUGGGAUUCAACUAUAAGCACACAGACGACUACCAGACGCUGAGAGAUUGGAAGGCUGGGACGUGUCAGCUGGUGAGCAAGCUUCUCCCCACUGACUCAGAUGUGACGAAUGUGGACGCCUACCAGAAGAACGGAGGCGCGGCCCAGACGUCAGUCCUUGAGACGACCACAACGACGACGGCCGGACAGGUCUACAACUUCACGCUGGUCGGUCAGGGAAUUUGCGCGAGUAUGGACCGAAUCACUCAUCAGCCUGACGUUGCUUCUCGCGAUGCCUGUCAGGAGAUGUGCAACCGGGAGGACAGCUGCCGGGCGUAUUCCUACUGCGCCGAUUCCGAAAUCUCGGGCUGUUCCGGCUUCUGUGGCCUAUACAAAGGAGCUGUGCAGCAUGCAGACACCCAAAACACGAGCAGCUGCUGGGCGAAGACCAUCUGCAAGACCAUCCUUCUUGACACGCCGAACGCAACCAUCGAGGGCGAAUGGACGGCAAGUCGAAGCGUUCCUGGCUUUACGGGACGCAAUUACUUGCUGGAUAAGCGCGCCGGGGGGUCCGUGACCUGGAGCGUCCCCGCUGGAACGUUUUUGGUGUUGCUGAGUUACACGCCGUACCCAAAUCGGGCAUCAAACGUGCCGAUCGUCAUCACUCAGGGGGGCCAGGCAACCACCAUCCGCGUAAACCAAAAGCAAGGUCAUGAGAAGCUUCUGGGGAAGUACACCUUUGCCAAGGGUGACACCGUAAAGCUUGCCACCUAUGGCGUGGACGGCAAGGUGGUCGCUGAUGCCUUGAGACUGUCCUCAUGUGAGGAUGACCUGAUCUCGGAGCUCCGGGCCCCAUUGGAGGCGCCCGAAACGGAAUGGAAGCUGGUCUUCCGGCAGACGUAUCCGAGCUUCUUCAAGAAGGGGGAGUGGUCGCGUAAUGCCGACAAUCCCGGCAGCGAGAACUUUGCCAUGUUGGAUGACCUGGAGCUCUACAAGAUUGAUGGA
Messenger RNA from Symbiodinium sp. CCMP2456, 3003 nucleotides. The record is from the annotation of a GenBank genome assembly. Lineage: Eukaryota; Dinophyceae; Suessiales; Symbiodiniaceae.